Molecule: messenger RNA, 642 nt
Organism: Desarmillaria tabescens
Lineage: Eukaryota; Fungi; Basidiomycota; Agaricomycetes; Agaricales; Physalacriaceae
Exons: 2
Coding region: 1-642 (213 amino acids)
Biological process (GO): mycotoxin biosynthetic process
Source: RefSeq, a predicted model, not a curated record
AUGACCCUAGUGUUUCAAUCAUACCGACGUAAUGCCUUCAGUACGAGCGUGACUACUAGGCAGAGUGUCUGGGCGCUCGCGCUUUUCGGUGUUUCGAUGUUUAUUCUUUGGGUGUCUUCUAAAGAUGGCUUGGAAAGUCCUUCAGGACAUAACCCACAUAUACCAACAGAGCUGAACUCAUUUUCAUUUUCGGUUAAAUUCGACGAGCCUGUAGCCAUGCGCAUCGUGGAUUCCGCAUAUUAUGAUAUCGACACUGAAGAAGGCGUUCAAGAAUGGGCCCAGUUACUACCUGCUCAUGGGCACACUGUUCACAUUGCUGAUGAAGAUGGUGUACCGCAUGUCCACACUGUUUCUCUCUUCCAUAGCCUCAAGUGCCUUGAUAUCGUUAGGCAACAGUUCAUCACCACCCCGGCCCAAACGCCACCUCCCCCUUUGAUUAAGCAUUGCUUGCAAUACCUUCGACUCACCCUUCUUUGUCAACCCCAUCUCUGGCUUGAGCCCGCCCGUGACCUGGAAGGGCAUGCUGUUCGAGAUUAUGAUGCUGUAUGCAGGGACUGGACUUUGAUAUAUAGCGAAGCAGAACGUAAUCAGCGGUCGUAUAAUAAUUGGGCAAGGGUGAACUCUAGUUUCACCUCGGUAUAG